This is a messenger RNA of Thlaspi arvense, 729 nucleotides long. NCBI's taxonomy places the organism in Eukaryota, Viridiplantae, Streptophyta, Magnoliopsida, Brassicales, Brassicaceae. The record is from the annotation of a GenBank genome assembly.
AUGGAGAUCAGAUUUUUGAGACAGGCUCAAGAUGAGAGUGAGGCCGUGAGAGAAGCCAUUACUGUUAUCAGAGGGAAAUCCGAAGAAAAGAAGCGCAACUUUGUGGAGACUCUUGAGCUCCAGAUCGGUCUGAAGAAUUAUGACCCUCAAAAGGACAAGCGUUUCAGUGGAUCUGUCAAGUUACCACACAUUCCCCGCCCUAAGAUGAAGAUCUGCAUGCUCGGAGAUGCCCAGCACGUCGAGGAGGCUGAGAAAAUGGGGCUAGAUCAGAUGGAUGUGGAAUCUCUAAAGAAGCUUAACAAAAACAAGAAGCUCGUCAAAAAGCUUGCGAAGAAAUAUCAUGCUUUCUUGGCUUCUGAAUCUGUUAUUAAGCAGAUUCCUCGUCUUCUUGGUCCUGGUCUCAACAAGGCAGGCAAGUUCUCGCUACAGCUAAUUGUCCCAUGUUCUCUCUCGAGCCCUAUUUUUAACAGAAAAUUCCCAACGCUUGUGAGCCACCAAGAAUCGUUAGAGUCGAAGGUGAAUGAAACAAAAGCUACAGUCAAAUUUCAGCUGAAGAAGGUUCUGUGCAUGGGAGUUGCAGUUGGAAACCUUUCCAUGGAAGAGAAGCAGAUCUUUCAGAAUGUCCAGAUGAGUGUCAACUUCCUAGUCUCUCUCUUGAAGAAAAACUGGCAAAAUGUGAGGUGUUUGUACCUCAAGAGCACCAUGGGACCACCACAAAGAAUCUUCUGA